Molecule: messenger RNA, 6940 nt
Organism: Schistocerca gregaria
Lineage: Eukaryota; Metazoa; Arthropoda; Insecta; Orthoptera; Acrididae
Gene: axo
Product: axotactin
Exons: 37
Coding region: 210-6251 (2013 amino acids)
Molecular function (GO): serine-type endopeptidase inhibitor activity
Source: RefSeq, a predicted model, not a curated record
GGCAGUCGCUGUGCAACGGCCGGGCGGUGAGGCACGGCGCACACCAUAGCUCAGGGAGACCGCUACUGCCACCUCGCCACACGGCUUACCUCGCCAGCGACGGUGCGUGUGCGCGCUCGCCAGCAGACAGCCAGCCGCCCAACAGCAACUCUUACGAAGCGUCACAGCGCAGCGGAGCCUUACACAGUUGAGCCGAAAGACAUGUCUAUAUGAUGGACGAACUUCGAAGAAAACCAAGAGGCGACUGCUCGUGUACAACCCGGAGGGAAAAUGACCUAUCGAGAAAGAGCUUGGUAGCUGUGGGAGGUACGCUUCUGCUUCUUGCGGUGUACAACUGGCCUGUUGCAACAGCCAGUGUCAUACCAGACAGAUGUCACCAGCCACCAGAACGAGGAGACUGUACCGAUUAUGUUCACAAAUGGUUCUACAGUAACAAAACUGGUAAAUGCGAAACAUUCAUUUAUGGUGGAUGCAGAGGAAAUGACAACAAAUUUGACUCAGAAAAUGAGUGCAGCCUUGCCUGUGUUGAGGGAUUUGAGCCCCCAGAGUACAUGCUACCAGAACAAAAGACAAAAGAUGAAAAGCCUCUUGUCACUCACAGCACCACUACUUCAACAACAGUGUCACCUUACAUGAUCCCAAAAACAACAUUACCUCCAGUACCAAUCAAUCAGAGAGGACCGGAACUUACUUUUGAAGAAACAGGUCACCACAAAGUCUUCAUGUUUGCCAAAAGGAACACAUACAUACAACUUGAUGGAAAUCACAUACCAAAUUUUCAGCUAAGGCUUUGCCGUCAGAUCUCCUUUCAGUUUCGUACAAGAUUACCUCAUGGGCUGCUGGUAUAUCAUAGUGUCAAGAAUCGCCCAGAAGGACUAGAUCCCUAUGCGCUGUAUGUUAUAGUUGAAAAGGGACAGCUGAAAGUUGUGCAUGUUUUUGGAAAGGAGUCUACCUCUCUUACUGUGGGGGAAGCUCUGAAUGACGACCAGUGGCACAGUGUUCAAGUAUUGAUAGAUGUGCACAGAACUCGACUUAUUGCCAAAGUUGACAAGGAAUUAGUGGAAACUCAUAUUAAAGGCUUAGAUCCAGCAACAAAUUAUGGUGUAUCCAAUGAUUUGACUUCUGUUGUUCUGAUAGGAGGUCUUAGCUCAGAGGAAAAACUACAUGGUGUGAAAUAUAUUAUUGAGUCAUUUGUUGGGUGUAUCCAAGAUAUGAUACUGAGUGCUGGCAAAGCUGCAUCUGAUCUCUUGCCAAUUAAACCACUCAUAGCAACAAAACAUGAAAAUGUUGUUGAAAGCUGCAUUAACAAGUGCAAGACUCGCGAAAACCUCUGUUUUUUUGGCAGCCAGUGUGUAAAUCAUUAUAAUACCCUUACUUGUGAUUGCUUUGGAACUAAAUAUGAAGGAGAACAGUGUGAUAUAUACACUGCUACCACAUUGACUUUUCGAGGUUCAUCUUACGUUUCAUAUAGGGUGUAUGACUGGAAAGACAGGGUACACACAAGUUCAAAUCGAAUUAGCCUGCAGUUCAAGACCUACUUCGAUGAUUCAGCUCUCUUCUAUGCUAGUGGUGAACCAGGCAUUCAUUACAUUGCUGUCUCCAUUAAGAACAGAGUUGUCCAUAUAGAGAUAAAUUUAGGAAAUGAACCAAUAAUUACAACAAUGGGUGAUGAUGUCACUGCAAACUAUUGGAAUAACCUCACUAUAAUUCAUAACGAAAACCUUGUGAGAAUUUAUUGUAACACUGAAGCAAAAGAAUUUGAAUUGUCUGGAACAAAGAAUUACUUAUAUAUAGAUCCAGAGAUUUAUAUUGGAGGGGGACCAGAACUUCAUAAGAAAACAGGUCUGGCAUCUCACAAUAACUUUGUGGGGAGUUUGAAAUAUGUUUUCUUUAAUGAAAUUUCAAUUCUGUAUGAGCUGAGGAAAGGAAAUCCAAAAGUUCAUUACAUUGGUGUUCUGGAGCCAGAAUUUGAAGAAACAAAGGUUGAAGUUAUACCAUUGACUCUUCCAUUCCCAUCAGCUCAUAUUAAGUGGUAUUUAAAUGAUACUGACACUUUGUCACUGAAAUUUGACUUCAAAAGCAGCCAGCCAACUGGAGUUCUUGCUGUGUCCAAUAUUACAACACCAACUGGUCAUGGAUACUGGGAGCUUAAACUGGUAAAUGAUGAUGUUCGAUUUGUACUAAGGGACCUGUCCAGAAAUUUUACGCACCAAUCAGCAGUCAAAUACGUUGCCCAUGUAAACUGGCAUCAUGUUGAUAUAAGUUAUAAGAAAGGUUACUUAAACCUCACUGUUGAUUACCUACAUAACUCAUAUCAGCUGAUAAAAAAAAGUUUUAGAUUUGAGAAGAACUUAACAAUAGGAACUGGAAUAAAACUUAAUCAGGGCUUGGUUGGAUGUGUGCGACUUAUGGUGGUGAAUGGGGAAUCAAUUGAGCCACGCUAUGUUGUCCGCUCAAAACAUGCAGUGGGAGAUGUUUCUAUAGACAAUUGUCAAUUAGUUGAUCCAUGCAAGAGGCCAAAUGCUUGUGAACAUGGAGGACGAUGCUCUGUUAAAGAUGAUCACAUUCUGUGCGACUGCAGUGAUACAGGAUACAUUGGGAAAAACUGUCAUUUUGCACUUCACAGGAAAACAUGUGAAGAACUGGCUCUUCUUGGAUAUACAAAACCAAGUGUUUACUGGAUUGACAUAGAUGGAAAUGGAAGGUUUCCUCCUGCUCAUGUUAAAUGUGAAUUUCAAGCAACAGAAGAUGCAACAAAAACUAUUGUAGAGCAUAACUUACCCAGCCAGACAGAUGUGCGUAGUUUGGCAGAAAAAGAUUUCAAAUUGAAGAUCCAGUACCGGGAAUUUAGCCCUGAGAUGUUACAAGAACUGAUCUCCCAUUCCUUACGCUGUAGCCAGCAUAUAAAGUAUGAUUGCUAUAAGGCACCAUUGGAGCUACAUUCUGCUACAUGGUUCCAGUCAUCAGCAAACAAACAAAUUGUUGACUACAUUGGUGAUGUCAAGAAAGGAACGUGCCCAUGUGCUGUGAACAAAACUUGCAUUGAUCCAAAACAAUCCUGUAACUGUGAUGCAAAUGAAGCACGAUGGCAUACAGAUGAGGGUCUCUAUACAUCACCUAAUACAUUAGGAAUCACUGACAUGAUAUUCCUACAGCAAAAGGAGCUGGUUCAUGAUUCACAAGGUCGCAUAACUCUUGGACCUCUGGAAUGUGUUGAAACAAAUACUCAAAAAUAUGUAGUAACUUUUACAUCGAGUCAAUCGUACAUUGAAGUACCUGGAUGGAGGAAGGGUGAUAUUUCAUUUAGCUUCCGAACUACAGGAGAAAAGGCUAUACUACUGUACCAGCCACCAAUAAGACCAAAUCAUCCCUCCUUCAUGGUUGCACUGACAGAUGAUUUCACUUUGACAUUUAAUUUCACACUCAAUAAUGGAAGUUCCAAAGUAAUGGAAAUAAAAUCAGGCAGAAAACUAAAUGGAGGAGAGUGGCAGAAAAUUUGGAUUGACUAUAAUGAACAUCAUGUUCGAUUCAUGAUCAAUACAGAGACAAAAAUGGUGGAUCUUGCGCCAGAUGAAGAAUUUGGGCCGUUUGAAGGAAGCAUGUUUAUAGGAGGAGCACCGGAAGACCUUUUGAAAAUGAGCACUGUCAAGCAAGGCCUCAUAGGAUGCUUCCGAGGCUUAGUCGUCAAUGGUGAAGUUCUGGAUAUAUAUUCCUACAUGAGUGUCCAUUUGUCUGAAAUAAUAAAAGACUGUAAGCCAUCUUGUGUUCCAAAUCCAUGCAAAAAUGGUGCACGAUGUAAGGAGCUUUGGAGUACAUUUCAAUGCAUCUGUGAAAAUCCUUGGGCUCAUCGUGGUCCUCUGUGUGAAACUAAUAUAAAUGUAAAUGGUCUCACAUUUGUGACUAAGGAAUCUUAUUUUAAAAGAAAUUACCUGCAAACAACACCAGAUGAUGAUUACAAAAAGAUUUUUACAUCAGUACUUACAAAGAGUUUUCUCAUAAAUCUGAGGACGUACGACAAAAAUUCACUUGUGCUCUAUGCCAAUGACCAUUUAAAUAAUUUUGUCCACUUACACAUUGAGAAUGGCUCAUUUGUGGUAUUUAUGUUCAACUCAGACAAUGUAAUUCAAAAUAUAACUGUGGAAUAUCCUGGUCUAAAUAGUGGGAAGUCUGUACAGGUGGCAAUAAUCAGGACACCAGAACUUACUACUAUGCAUGUAAAUGAGAAAAACAAUUCCUUACAUACUAAGGUUAUGCUUUUGACAAAGUAUUCAAACAUUCCUUGGAUUAAUAGAGAAAAAGAAAUCUUGUCACCACAGCGACCUCCUGCUCCUCCUACUGAGUAUUUUCAAAUUAAUCUUGGUGGUUAUAAACCAAUAGAUCUGAAAUCAAAUCCAGCAGCCAUUUCUUUGUCUGGAUAUGUUGGUUGUAUACGUGGAUUCUCUGUUGAUAACAAGACUGUUGAUUUUAGUCUUGGAAAAGACCCUGUUGAAAAUGCUUACAACAACUUUGUUGAGAUGGCAGGUCCUGAAGCACUCAAGUACAUUGGCUUUAAGUCAUAUAAUGGCAUGUUUAAAUUUGGAAAUAAAGGCAUAAAAAUUGGAUGCAAAAUGAAAUGUGAUGAAGUUCCAUGUAAAAACCAAGGCAUCUGUAUAGAGGACUUCAGUAAAGGAGAGAGCACAUGUAAUUGUGAAUAUACCUCGUACUAUGGGGAAUCUUGUUCUGAUGAAAAAGGAUCUGAGUUUGAGGGUGAAUCAGCCAUAAAAAGAAAAUAUAUCUUAGAUGGUCCAGUGGAACAGGUCAAAGUUCAGCUAGCAUUUUCUAGCAGUUUCCCUCAUAAAACAAAUACUGUACUGCUGCUGCUACAGACAGAGCAUAAGCGAAAUUACAACUUGCUUGUUUCGUUGUCAAGUAAUGGACACCUAACAUUUAGGGAAGAUCAAGAAGGUUCAUCUCUCAUAGCCAAUGUUGCUGAUCGAAAUUUCUUGAACGGUGCCAGACAUUCUGUGUAUUUUCAGAGAAGAAAUGACAACACAACUAAGUUAUUGAUUGAUCAUGAGAAUAUCAAACUAGAGCCAACAGGAGUACUCAGUCUCUCUGAUCUCCCUACAGGUGAACAGGGUGCCAAUGAAGUUCAAGUUGGUGGAUUAAAUACAACAGAUCCUAGAUUUACGGCCUAUAAAAGUUUCAAUGGUUGCCUCUCAAAUGUUUUUGUGGAAGUGAAUUCAUACUCAAUGAAACCUCUGGAAGAAUACAUGUUAUUCACCAAGGCUGGAAGCAAAGAAAUUAAUGUGGUUAAUCCUCAGGGAAUACGAAUGGGGCAGUGUUCAGUUUUUGAUUGGAAAUAUAGGCCUAUAUCUGGACCAGCUCUCAACAACAGUCAGGAGCUGGAUGAUGUACCAUUUAAGGAAGGCCCACAAAAGGAAGAAUACAAGUCUUUGUAUACUGAAAGGUCGGCAGAAGAAGACAGUUCGUCAACUAUUGUCUUUUUAGUGAUGGCUGUACUCUUUGUUGUGAUUGUCCUUGGAGCCUUAUGCGAAGUGUAUCGUUCACAUCGCAAACAUAAAAGGAGGCAAGAAGCUGAGGUCGAGGCUGCAAUCAGAUGGCCAAAAUCUCAGAAAUUUCAAGAUCCUGGCCUGCCAUCUUCCCUUAAAAUGACAGGGUACAAGAGUAUUCCAGUACAAGACACAAAGCCAAAGCAACCUUUGGAAUCAAAACCUGUGUCAAGAAAUGAGUAUAAGCCCAUACCAGAUUCUGUCCCAGAUGAAAAAAAGCCAAGUAUGAAUGGUGAAAGCAAAACAAAAAUUGAUAACACGGAUAAAGAAUUAGCAUGGGAACCUCUAAAUGAAAAUACUGGUCUUCUGCAAGAUAAGUCUAUUGAAGAUUUGUCCCAGAAGAUCCCAAAUGAUGUAGGGCAUGAGAGCAGAAAUGCAGAUAAUCUAUCAGAAAGACCAGGGCAGGGUCAAAGAGCAGACGGGAACAUAAAUGGGGUCAGUAGUGUGUCUCAAGUGAGUUCUCCACCACCUUUUCCACCAAUUCCUGAGGAGAGAGUGGAAAACAGAGAUAUGAUAGCACCAGGUAGUACAUCUGAGGCUCUAAAACCACGACUCACACCUGGUGCAAAACUAUCACCCAUAUUUUUGAAUGAAGAGCGACGCACAUUUGAGAAUCCAAUCAGUUACCUUGGAGGCCCACGUCUUCAGUCUUCUGUUGCAUCAAGAGACAGCAAGGAGUCAGUGCUCUCACUUGACUGAGUGUUUCAUAGACGUGUGCUAAAAUUAUGAGAAAGACAAACAAACAAGAAACAGUGUAUUAUUUUUUAUUGCCUCUGUUAAGUACUGCUUUGACAGGAUAUAUUUAUUAAAAGAAAGUCUAGUGAGUGGCCAACGAAAGUGAUUUGUAUAUAUGAACUUAUGACCUCACUUACAUUGGAAAACUGUUUGGAAGUGAUAGGACAAGAGGAAUUUGUGUAUAUUCUUUCAUACUGAGCUUUUAAAGAGUAUUUUUGAAUGUGGUGUUUUAAUCUCCAUAUGCAAAAUAUGUGGAACAGCUGCAGACGCAUCUCAUAGAAAAUGGCAAGAAAACUGCAUUGGGGGAGGUAAUAAUGUUACAUAAUGGAAACAGAAGUUGGAAGCUGUAUGUGAAAAUCUAUUUGCCACUUUUCUUUUAAGUUGUCUGCCCAAAGGUGCCUUUUCAUUGACACUGUGUAAACAGGCUAAAUGUUUUGUUACUUACAAUCUUUGUCAUGUGUUAGCACAGUAUGUAUUUUACUUGCUGUAGCUUGUUGUUUGAAAUUGUGUUGCUAUAGUUCAGCUGUUAAUUCUGUAAUAUGAAUGUGAUUUGAUUGUAGAUAAUUCUGUUGUAGUGUGUUGUUCUGAGUCUCCUACAAAGUAAGGUAUAUUUUCAUAGUAAUAAAUACACAAGUGACUUACCUGUGCUAUUA